Pseudophryne corroboree (corroboree frog) is the source of this 1588-nucleotide messenger RNA. RefSeq names its product probable acyl-CoA dehydrogenase 6. Gene Ontology annotation, molecular function: flavin adenine dinucleotide binding. The coding region runs from base 116 to 1387 and encodes 423 amino acids. Gene Ontology annotation, cellular component: mitochondrion. The record is from RefSeq and is a predicted model, not a curated record. Gene Ontology annotation, biological process: fatty acid beta-oxidation using acyl-CoA dehydrogenase; butyrate catabolic process. The transcript has 10 exons. NCBI's taxonomy places the organism in Eukaryota, Metazoa, Chordata, Amphibia, Anura, Myobatrachidae.
AACACAGACAAGCUGAACUGGGGACGUCACUCUAUCAUGUGACCCUGGUCAUCCCGGAAGUGGGGCACACUACAGAAGUUUGCAGUCAGAGUCCUGGGGACAGAUCUCUGCAGCUAUGGCUAUCAGGCUGUGCUCCCAACACGUUCUCAGAAGCAUCAGGCGUGGAUCCCAGUGCAGGCUCUUAUCCCUGACAGCCUGUGCCAGCCAUCCUUCCACCCCUGAUGCUGGAAGUGCACUGUACACCCCGGAGCACAAUGCAAUCAGGGAGUCCCUGAGAAAGAUCAUAGACACUGAAAUUAACCCACACGUGGACCAAUGGGAAAAGGAAGAACAAUUCCCCGCUCAUCACGUGUUCAAAAUCCUUGGACGUGCUGGGAUGCUGGGAGUGAACAAACCGACCGAAUACGGGGGAAUGGGCUUGGAUUUCUCGUAUAGCAUGGCUAUUGCAGAAGAACUUGGCAACAUUAACUGCGGUGGCAUACCGAUGGCUAUAGGCGUUCAGUCUGACAUGGCUACACCGGCCCUUACACGGUUUGGCAGCGAUGAAUUGAAGCGCCAGUUCCUUGUACCAACGAUAGCUGGAGAUGUAGUCGCAUGUCUGGGAAUCAGUGAGGCCGGAGGUGGAUCUGAUGUGGCAAGUAUUAAGACUAAUGCUGUGAAAAAAGGGGACGAUUAUGUUAUUAAUGGCAGCAAGAUGUGGAUCACAAGUGGCUGCCAGGCUGACUGGAUGUGCCUUCUCACCAAUACAAACACAGGACCCCCUCACAAAAAUAAGUCGCUCUUCUGUGUCCCCAUGAAGUCACCCGGUGUCCAGGUUGCAAAGAAAAUCGACAAAAUGGGUAUGAAGUCGUCUGAUACCGCUCAGAUAUUUUUUGAGGAUGUCCGAGUUCCCAGUAAAUAUUUGAUUGGCGAGGAGGGAAUGGGGUUCAUCUAUCAGAUGUUGCAGUUUCAGGAGGAGCGAAUGUGGGGCGUAGCCAAUGUCUUGACGCCCAUGGAAAACCUCAUUCAAGACACAAUUAACUACACAAACCAGAGGAAAAUCUUCAAUCAGCCCCUGUUGAACAACCAGAUCGUCCACUUCCGCCUGGCAGAACUGAGCACUGAGGUUGAGCUCCUGCGAUCUCUGCUGCAUCGUACGGUCGGAUUAUAUAUUGAAGGGAAUGAUGUCACUAAAUUUGCCUCCAUGGCCAAGUUAAAGGCCGGUCGUCUAGCAAGAGAGUUAAGUGACAGUUGUCUCCAGUUCUGGGGAGGAAUGGGCUUCACUAAUGAGGUUCUCAUCAGCAGGUUUUAUAGGGACUCCAGGCUUCUCUCCAUCGGCGCUGGUGCAGAUGAAGUCAUGCUUUCCAUCAUAUGCAAAUACAUGGGAACGCUGCCAAGUAAAAAAUAAUCUACCUGCAUUGUUCUAGUGGAAGAGAUCACCAUUCCACAAUCCCAAGGACACAGCGAGAAUCCAGUACUAAUGGGAUUGUGCCAUGUGAAAGAAGGAAAUCCAUACAAGAGACAUAAGUAAUGUGUGGUACUGUGUGUCGCCUGCUCACUAUUGUAAUAAUGUUUUGAUAAUGUGUGAAUAAAUACCUCAGAGAUUUCA